Ornithodoros turicata is the source of this 4291-nucleotide messenger RNA. Its product is annotated as N-acetylated-alpha-linked acidic dipeptidase 2-like. Gene Ontology annotation, molecular function: carboxypeptidase activity. NCBI's taxonomy places the organism in Eukaryota, Metazoa, Arthropoda, Arachnida, Ixodida, Argasidae. Bases 135 to 4208 code for a protein of 1357 amino acids. The record is from RefSeq and is a predicted model, not a curated record. The transcript is spliced from 18 exons.
ACAUGCCCGGAGGCAGAGGAAGAAGUAGCAAAGCGCGAGAGGUGUCAUCCUUCGUCUAAUUUUGUGGCUGCGAUUCCAGAUUCAAGGCGAGGGUUGUGAAUCUGCGGCUGCCGUCAGCACGACUGGAAGCAGUUAUGGCGAUACCACCGUCCAGUGCCGAUUACUCAAAGUUGCGGCCGGGCCAGAGAAUCGAGGCAACCACCUACCAGCUGCGGGUGACCAGUCCUUCGAGACCAAGGUCAGCUUCUGCAGACGGGCGAGAGGGUAACUCAUUUUCGACGGAUAUUCGAGUACAACGCAGCCCUUCGAGUGAGGCGCGUUGGCGCCGAAAGGCUCAAGAAGUAAUCUACCGACCCCCUUCUGAUGAAUACGCAGCAACGUCUAACGAGGGCGGACAACAAGGUCCCAGAGCACAAAAUGUACCACGGGUUCAUGGCGCUUUCGAAGAGCAAGGAUUCGCCUGGCAGCAUAAAUUAGGCGAUCCGUCACAAGUGCAACGGACGGCAAGCGGAACAGUAUUACGAGCCUCGACACCGACCGGACACGAGACUCCAAGUGUGCGGACACUGACUACAGGCGCGCAUCCUUACGCCAUGCAACGCACUGCAAGUGGGACGUUGAUAGGGCCAAUGACACCAAGUCAGGAACAGUAUCCCCUAGUGUCGCAAGCGCCUACAGAUAUACGAACAUCAGUUACAGUAGGCGACAAUGACGAGGUAUCAAUUUACGUGCAACUGCGUCGAACGACAAGCGGAGCAUUACUAACACCGGUGAGGUCGGACCGUCAAUACCCAGGACAACAGUUGAUGCAAACUCCAAGUGGAACCGUUUUGGGACGAAUGACUCCUGCUGAAGAAUAUCCAGGUGGACAGGUACUUCGUACUCCAAGCGGGACACUUUACGGAGCCAUGAUUCCAGGCCCUCAGUUCCCGGGGCAGCGUCUAAUGCGGACGCCUAGCGGAGUUAUGUUGGCUCCUUACAUUCCAGGUCAACAAUAUCCAGGACAACCAUAUGUGCGUCCUGCACUGCCACCAAGGAGUCCUUCCGCACGUUACUUUGUCCAACCACCCUAUCGAACGCCUAGCGGUAGAAUGUUACAUCCAGUGAGUCCCGGCCAGCAAUUUGUGCGGGCACCAAGUGGAAUAGUAGGACCCACGCGUGCAUUACGGCCGUACCCUGCUCCAGGUCGGCAUUUCGGACGUCCACCAAUGGGAGUAAUGAUGCGACCGAUGGGUCCUCCACCUUUCCGCGGGGCUCCACCGUACCGAACUCCAAGUGGAAGAGGUAUAUUACCACCGAUAACCCCACCUCAGCAGAUUCCACCGAGUCAACUAUUUCGUUCGCCUAGUGGAACAAUCUUAGCCCCUUACAGCCCAUCAGGCACACUUCCUGGUCAUCCACUAAGAACGUCAAGCGGAACGUUGCUGACUCCAGUGAGUCCGUCAGCACAAAUGCGUCAGCAGUUUCCACAAAGUGGGACAAUCUUAGCACCAGUUAGCCUGCCUCCUGGUUUACCACCACCGCGCAGUCCAAGCAGAGUACCUUCCGGACAAGCGUCACCUUCUAUGCAAUACAUGACUCGCCAAGUCGGGCAUUUGCCAAUCCGAGGUCCCGGUGUCCCCAGUCAAUCAAUGUUCGGUACGUCUUCACUCGGACCCUCAAUCUCUGGAUCUUCCGUGGCGACAAGAGCGGGAUUCGGACGUGGGACUCCAUCGCAGGUAUCCGUCGGCGGUGCACCGAGGGGAAGUUUCGCGCAACCGCGGACGCCUACUGGAUUUGUCACAAGAACACCAGUCCAAGGAAGUGUACGCACUCGGGCUCCACUGCCUGGACAGAUGCCAUGGCGUAUGAAUCAGCCUCGGGGUGGAACUCCUGUUCAGCGGUCGCCAGAAAGAGCGCCCUUGGCACCUGGUUCCGGGCAAAUGAGUCCUAAGACUACGCUUAGUCCAGCUACUUUGGAUACCCUUCGUAAGCACCGCAAGUCGCGGCUUAUGCUGCUGGAAUGGAUGGUGCUUUGGGUGUUCAUUGUGACGUUGGCUGUCAUCCUACUGGCCGUCCUGGUAGUUGUUGCCUUUACCCAAACCCGUCUUAAUGAAGGAGAAGAGCGGGGUCUCGAGCUGCUCCACAAGUUGACAAAGCAGCGUUACAAAGUGAACGACAACAUCGAGAAGGAACUGAUCAAGUGGCCAAGCGAAAAGAACAUCAGGUCGUACCUUAAAGAACUGUCGAAGAAUGCUCACUUAGCGGGGACAGCAGCCGGUGCCGCAGCUUCCCAAUAUGUCUUGGCAAUUUUCAAGAGCCAACAUUUGGACGACAGCCUUAUGGAACGCUUUUCGGUUUUCCUUUCGCUGCCCAGUGAUGAACGGCCAAACAGGGUUGGGGUCAGGAAAAGUGCCAAUAAAUGGCAUCCGUUAUCGUCGCGCGAAAAGGAAAUUCCAGGAACCGCGGACGCCUUCAGCAUUCCUUUCAAUGCAUACGCACCCAAUGGUACGGUAUCGGCGAAAAUAUUCUACUGCAACUACUGUCUCAAGGGGGACUUCAAGAAACUAGAGGAGAUGAAGAUUUCACUGUUGGGGAAGAUUUGCCUUUGCCGGUAUUCCCCACUUGUGAGUCCAGGCACAGCCAUGCGGUACGCCGAACAUGAGAACCUAGUGGCCGUGGUCUUCUUCCUGGAUCCUGCCGACGUGGCGCCGGACAGCGGCAAACCCGUAUAUCCGAAUAACUGGUGGAUGCCUCCUUCUGCGCUACGGCGAGCCAACAUGCGUUCAGACACUCAUGUUGGAGAUCCGAGCACACGUGGCUAUUCCUCAAGACAAAGGUACACGAGCCUUCCGAGACCCCCGGUAAGCGACAUGAACCUGCCGGUUGCUUUAUCACAGCCCAUCAGUUCAGCAGCUGCGGCUAAACUUAUGGGGAUGAUGCAAGGUCAACCUUGUCCCCAGGGAUGGACUGCUAAACUCGACGUAACGUGCAACUUGGGAGACUCUACAGACACUAUAGUUCGUGUACACAUCAACAACAAGCUGCAGCUGAUGAACGUCGAAAACGUGUUGGGCUACAUCAGGGGAGCUACCGAACCAGAUCGCUACGUUGUCCUGGGAGUUCCUAUCGAUGCAUGGAGUGCGGGAGCGGUAAGCCCAGGAACCGCUACAGCACAAGCUUUAGAAGUAUCCAAUGUCAUGGGAAAUCUGGUGCACGAGAAGAAAUGGAGACCCAGGAGAACUAUACUGUUCGCUGCCUGGGAUGCACAUGAAUUUGGACAUAUUGGGGCCACAGAAUAUACAGAGGGAAUGCGGGAAUCGCUAAUAUCCAGAACAGUCCUGUACGUGAACUCCGAUAUAUGCUCUGCAGGCGGGAAAUUCAUGGUGUCUGGUUCACCCACGGUGGCAACGGCAUUUGAAGAAGCUACGAAAGUGGUACCCCACUACAGUUCCUCAAAUAUGAGCUACUACGACGUCUGGAAAGCUGACAAGAGAACCACGAGGGGUUCAAAAGGCAGACCACAGCUACCUGACCUACGUGGAAAUGGGGGCCAUCGACCGUUGGUUAACAUCGCUGGCAUUCCCUCAUUGGACGUUAGUUUCGGGAACAAUUAUACCGGGGAGCUUUACUACCCAGCCUAUGGAACGGGCUACGACACGUUCGACAUGGUGGACCACUUCACUGACCCAGGCUUCAAGGUGCAGAAGAUGUGUACUCAGCUGAUAGCCGUCAUUCUGAGAAUGUGGGCAGAUGCGGACAUCCUCCCGUACGACAUUAAACGGCUUCGAAGCGUCAUCCACACAACCUUUGAGGACAUCCGACAGAGACACGCGGACACCUUGAAUAGGUUUCACAUUGACACCGAACUUGUCCGUGCGGCAAUCGUCAACUUCGGCAAAAAAAUCGACGAUUUCUGGAAGCAUAUUAGCACACGACAAAGCGAUGACCCAAUCAUGACACGCCAACUGAACGACAAAAUUAUGCACGUUGAGCGCAUUUUUGUGCGGGACAUGCCCGGAGAAUCUGGAAUGUCAAGGAAUAUCAUGUUUGGCUGGUCCAGCGAUGACCCACGAAGAAUGAUGUUUUUUCCUGUCCUCGAAGAGUGGCUUUCCCGACAGGAAGACUCCACAACGGAUUUCUCAGAGAGCAUCAACAUGCACAUGACUCAGAUCGCCUACGCGCUCGAUCAAGCCGCAGAAUUCGUGAGCGUCAACCGUCCUUACUGAACCAUCUGCGUAAUCAAGCUUUUUGAGACGCGCUGGAAACCACCUCUGCUAGCAAUAAAAAAUGUGCAUCUGUUUCAAACUGA